CCAACCGUUGGACAAUGAUGUCGACGUCGCCUCUUCAUCCUGAUCCUUGCCCCAUAUACCGCGCAGUCCACGAACGCCAGCACCCCAGACUACAAAAUCAAAACGAAACAAGAUGAGCCCAACCGUCAAUAUCGGAUCGUCAGGAGAAUGGCGCCAGGUGCUGAGCUCGUCGAGCGUGGUUAUCGCUGAUUUCUACGCCGAUUGGUGCGGGCCGUGCAAGAUGAUUGCGCCGACCUUCGAGUCCCUCUCGGUCAAGUACUCCAAACCCAAGAAGAUCACAUUCUGCAAGGUCAACGUCGACAACCAGCGCGACGUGGCUCAGCAGUACGGUGUCUCCGCCAUGCCGACCUUCCUCGUACUCCACAACGGGUCCGUCGUCAACACCAUCAAGGGCGCCAGCCCGCCGGCCCUUGCAGCCGCCGUGGAGAAGGCCAUCAAGCUCGCCGGGCCCGCCGCCGGUCCUGUGUUCCGCACCCAGGGCCAGCGGCUGGGCGGCAGCGGCGUGGGACAAUCGGGUGGGAUCCCGCUCCGACGGCAGGUCCGCUGGAGCCUCAACUCGUUGCUCGGUCCGAUCGUGACCUUCUUCGGCCUGUACUUUGUAUCCCUUUUCUCUUUCGACCCCUACAAAGCUGCCGAGAACUCACAAUUCAACAAAAUGAAUCCUCCGCGCUCGCAACGGGCAGGGGGCGGUGCUGGCCAAAAGCCGGCAUCGCGGGCGACGUCGCGUUCCAAGGACCAAUUCGCCAUGCUUUCAGCUAGAAGGCUCCCAACUGGGUGCCCGCAGUGCCGGGCCCAAGUAUUGAGGUUUUACGAGUCUGGAUUCGCCGACCUGCUCCCGGUCGGAAGGCCUCGACGACCUGUACGUUCCGGGAUCGCAAAUUCCGCGCUUCCUUUUGUAAGAGGUGGAGCGCCACGAACCUCUGUCAGGGCCUUCUCUUCUACAAGAUCGACACUCCAAGAUACCGGGAUAGUAAAUCCAGUGCCCGGGCCGGAAGAUAAUAUCGAAACGACUGUCCGUCAAGCAAGGCAAACUUUUGGUAGCACCUUGCCACCAGGAUUUCUGUCCGAGGAGGAAUACAAACUCUACGAGCGCUUAUACGGGCCUCCCCUAAGAGCCACCCAGCCCGAAGAUGUGGGGAUACCGUUCCAGGGCGAAAUGGAUGAUGGCGACCUGUCCAAGAACACACUGCUGAAAGAAACCGAGUUCGGGACCUUGGAGGAGGUGGAAUACACUGUCGAGGGCGCCACGGCCCCCGACGUCGGGAAAGAACUUCUCGAAGCAGGGGCUAUUGACCCAUUACCGCCGUUGACUGAGAGCCAGAUGGAAUAUCUCACUGUCAAGGCGAACAGCCAGCGCGAGUUUGAUGCGCUCGUGACCCUUCACCGUGACUUUGAAGUAGCCAGUCUACGGCCGAUUGAGGAGGAAGAGGAAAUUCAAGAGGAACAGGAGGAACAGGAAGAACCGGAGGAAGAUGAGAAUGAAGACGAGGGAGACGAAGGAGAGCCCGACGCAACAUUCUGGGGCCCCGAGACCCCCAACCCGCGCUUACACGAGUUGACCAUUACCGGCCAAUUCAAGACAAGUCCUAGCACUCUGCACCUACCUACGACCCAAUUUGUGGCCCCGAUUACCAAGCUAUUGGGGAGGUCCAAUAGCACACACGUUCGCGAGGCCGCCGAGAGAGCAUUCGGAGGAGUUGGACUGCCAUACUCGCCUGCGACCCCCGAGUCCAAGAAGAACCUGCCCAUGAAGCCAAUCUCGAUGGAGGCAGGACAUCAUAGAAUGUCUGAUAUCGACUCGGAUGCCUAUAUUGCGACAGUCCUGCCGGGGGUGUAUGCGUCGGUCAUGAGCACCUUGGUUGAGGUACGCAAGAGGCUCGGGACCGACUGGAUGAGGAGGCUCAUCGCAAGGGGCGACGGUCAAGGCCCCCGCGUUCUCGAUGUAGGAGCUGGAGGAGCCGGCCUGGCGGCCUGGGAAGCGAUUCUGCAUGCCGAGUGGGAGGCUCUCAGAGAGAGAGGCGAGGUUACUGUCCGAGAACCACCUGGAAAGAAGACGGUCGUUGUGGGAUCUGAUAACCUACGACACAGGAUUUCACGUUUCUUGAACAACACUACCUUCAUCCCACGGCUUCCGGAUUACAUGCACUCCUUCGAGAACGCCCACCGGUUACUCGAUGCCCCGGCCACGCCGCAGCCUAGAAAGACUUUUGACGUGAUCAUUGCUAGUCACCUUCUGAUGCCCCUCGACAAACCCUAUAGGCGCAAGGAGCUCUUGGACAACCUGUGGGCACUUCUCUCCCCAGAAGGUGGAGUUCUCAUCGUCCUAGAAAAGGGACACCCCCGUGGCUUUGAAGCCGUGGCCGAUGUGCGCCAGCGGCUUCUCGAUGAGUUCAUCAUUCCUCCUACCCCUGAACCUGCCCCUGAGAUUCAGUCCGAAGGCGACCGAGUGCGGGAACCGGGGAUGAUAAUUGCGCCGUGUACGAACCACACCAAAUGUCCCAUGUACCUCACGCCUGGCCUAAGUCCUGGCCGUAAGGAUUUCUGUCACUUCAGUCAGCGCUUCAUUCGGCCGCCGUUCCUCCAACGCGUUGUCGGGGGAUCGCACCGCAACCAUGAAGACAUCAAAUUCAGCUUCAUAGCAGCGCAGCGUGGCGCGCACCCUUCCCCUCUCAUAUCCUCCUCCCUCUCAGACUCUACGACGGCAUCCGACACCGGCCCCACCAUUACCACUCCAUUUGAGCAAGGGCCCGAGGCUGCAGACCGCGCAUUCGCCGGCUACGGCGGGGCGGCCGACUCGUCGACAACGGUCGCCACGGGCCCGCACCCGCACCCGCUCUCGCUCCCACGCAACAUCCUCCCGCCGCUCAAGCGGCGCGGCCACGUGACGCUCGACGUGUGCACGCCGGCGGGCGCGCUCGAGCGCUGGACGGUGCCGCGCUCCUUCGGCAAGCAGGCUUACCACGACGCCCGCAAGGCCCGCUGGGGCGACCUGUGGGCCCUGGGCGCCAAGACCCGCGUCCGCAGGGAGGUGCGCCUCGGCCGCAACGGCGCCGCCGAGGGCACGGCCGCCGCCGCCACCGCCGUCGCCAACGACGGCGGCGGCAAGACGCCCGUCGUGGAGCUGAGCGUCGACCCGCGCAGGGGGGUCUUGGGCGCGCAGGAGAGGGUCCCGGGUGGCAGGGCCCCGGUGGAGAGGAGGACCAAGGGGGGUCGCAGGGUCAAGAUUGCGGAUUUGCUGGAGGGGAUGGAGGGUGUGGAGGAUGACAUGGCGAAGGAUUGGCGGGAGUUAGAGAAGAAGCUGUGAGGUCCGGCGUCUCCUAGCAUUAGGCAAUGGAAAGCCGAGAAUGUGUAUAAUCCUAUGUGUGUAUUUAUGUAUAGAUAAAGGAGGACCAGGGCGUGUCAUGUAUAUUAAAAAUGGCAUUGGUCUACCGGCGGGGGAUCACAUAUUCGCUGUACAAUCCAUGGCAUCCCCAAGCACACACUUGAUGAGAAAGGUGAUCUCGAGCUGCCAUAAGCUCCUUGCAGCAAAUUCCAAGGAAAUUGCCUU
Molecule: messenger RNA, 3547 nt
Organism: Phialemonium atrogriseum
Lineage: Eukaryota; Fungi; Ascomycota; Sordariomycetes; Cephalothecales; Cephalothecaceae
Product: mitochondrial small ribosomal subunit Rsm22-domain-containing protein
Exons: 5
Coding region: 113-3304 (1063 amino acids)
Biological process (GO): translation
Cellular component (GO): mitochondrial small ribosomal subunit
Molecular function (GO): structural constituent of ribosome; methyltransferase activity
Source: RefSeq, a predicted model, not a curated record